UUUCAAUCAAAUUUUUUUGUUGAAUUGUAUAUAAAACUGUGCUUAUCCUUACCUAGUGACAUUACUGACGGUGAUUUUGUGCGAGUAAGGCGCAUGAGCAACAGAGACGGCCUGAUGGAGCUGAAAGAGGAGAGUCAAGAACUGAAUGAAACAGAAGAGAAAGAUCAAAAUGAGAAACAGAAUGAUUUCAAACCUGGAGAAAAAUCAAUUGGUUGCUCACAGAAUGAAAAGAAUUCAACACCAAAAAAAUCUCAAAAAACGCAAAGUACAACCCUCAAUUCCCAGAUGAGAAUUCACACUGGAGAGAGACCUUUCACUUGCCAACAGUGUGGAGAAAUUUUCAAUACAAAAGAAAGCCUUGAAGUCCACAUGAAAAUUCACAUUGAAAAGAAACCGUUCAUAUGCUCUCAGUGUGGAAAGAUUUUUACACGGGAAGGUCACCUUAAUAUCCACAUGAGAACUCAUACUGGAGAGAGACCGUACAAAUGCAAACUGUGUGGGAAGGGUUUCAUACAAAGUGGAGGUCUUAAGAGUCACAUGAGAGUUCAUACUGGAGAGAAACCUUUCACCUGUCAACAGUGUGGAGAAAUUUUUGAUCGAAACGAAAGCCUUAAAGUCCACAUGAAAAUUCACAUUGAAAAGAAACAGUUCAUAUGCUCUCAGUGUGGAAGGAGUUUUACACGGGAAAGUCACCUUAAUAUCCACAUGAGAACUCAUACUGGAGAGAGACCGUACAAAUGCAAACUGUGUGGGAAGGGUUUCAUACAAAGUGGAGGUCUUAAGAGUCACAUGAGAGUUCAUACUGGAGAGAAACCUUUCACCUGUCAACAGUGUGGAGAAAUUUUUGAUCGAAACGAAAGCCUUAAAGUCCACAUGAAAAUUCACAUUGAAAAGAAACAGUUCAUAUGCUCUCAGUGUGGAAGGAGUUUUACACGGGAAAGUCACCUUAAUAUCCACAUGAGAACUCAUACUGGAGAGAGACCGUACACCUGCAAACUGUGUGGGAAGAGUUUCAUACGAAAUGGAGACUUUAAGACUCACAUGAGAAUUCACACUGGAGAGAGACCAUACACAUGUAUUCAGUGUGGAAAGUAUUUUACACAGAAAAAAAACCUUAAAGUCCACAUGAGAAUUCACACUGGAGAGAAGCCUUACAACUGCAAACUGUGUGAGAAGAGUUUCAUACGAAGUGGAGGUCUUAAGUGUCACAUGAGAUGUCAUACUGGAGUGAAACCUUGCACCUGCAAACAGUGUGGAAAGUGUUUCACACGCCAAGAAAACUUUAAGACUCACAUGAGAAUUCACACUGGAGAGAGACCAUUCAUAUGUGCUCAGUGUGGAAAGAGUUUCAUAUAUAAAGUAAGCCUUAAUUAUCACAUGAGAAUUCAUUCAAGAGAAAACCGUUUUAAAUGUCAUCAGUGUGAAAGGAGUUUCACAGACACAAAUCACCUUGAGGAUCAUGUUAAAAUUCACAUCGGAGAAAAGCCUUUCAUGUGCCAUCACUGUGGAAAGAGUUUAAAAAACAAUGCAAACCUUGAGAGUCACAUGAGAGUUCACACAGGAGAGAAAUCUUUCACCUGCCCUCAGUGUGGAAAGAGUUUCACAGUAAAAAGGAACCUAAAGGUUCAUGAGAAUUCACACAGGAGAGAUUCACAUUUCUAAGCAAACUGAAACAUCAUUUGCAAACUCAUUCUGGUAAGAAAUUGCAGUUUUCGUCAGAGUGACAAGGUUUAAAAAAAAAAAA
Messenger RNA from Sinocyclocheilus anshuiensis, 1744 nucleotides. RefSeq names its product gastrula zinc finger protein XlCGF57.1-like. Gene Ontology annotation, molecular function: DNA-binding transcription factor activity, RNA polymerase II-specific; RNA polymerase II cis-regulatory region sequence-specific DNA binding. Lineage: Eukaryota; Metazoa; Chordata; Actinopteri; Cypriniformes; Cyprinidae. Gene Ontology annotation, biological process: regulation of DNA-templated transcription. The record is from RefSeq and is a predicted model, not a curated record. The transcript is spliced from 2 exons. Bases 94 to 1662 code for a protein of 522 amino acids.